UUUAUUUCAGAAGGCGACGAAGAGGACAUCGAUGGAUAAAUUGAUUACAACAACAAUGUAAAAGAGGAUUGUAUAUAUACAUGUGAUACACGAGUUCUCGUGCGGUGCAUUAUGUGACUAUUUAAAAGAGGUUGUACGAAGCAAAAACAAAUAAAAAAUGUGGAACAUACAUGACGUUUGAACUGUGAGGUUUUUUAAGGAGUCAUUAGGACUGUGAUUAUGUGAGAAUUAUAUAAUAGGCUAGACCAAGGGACCGUUCCAAAAGCGGAUAUAGAGGGAUAUUUCUAAUUGCUGGAACAUAGCACAUAUGCAUGCAGUGUCAAUAUUAUAUGAGUCAUUAUUGUAUUGCUUUUAGAAUUAUGAAUACAAUAGCGGUGUAGCAUUUUUUUAUCCUGUCAUUCGGGGGGAAAGAUAAAGCACAUGUUACAGUGAUUACCUCGGCGACAAAUACAUCCCGGAGCCGUCAUCCUGUUACACGGCCAUGAGUUGGUAUUCCCAUAUGAUGCGGUCCCAGGAGAUCGCGCGAGGGAAGAAUCGGCGGGAAGCGCGGCGUGCGGAGAACCGCCGCGUCGGGGCGGAGUUUGUCGCGCAGUACCGCCUCGCCGCCCUGGACAAGGAAAAGAAGAUGAUCGAGAAGGAGCUUGAACGGAUCCGGCAGGGCGUACAUAGGCCGCCGAAGCUUGACGACAGGGCGAAAGAGAAAGAUAAACACGUGCUCACUGUGACCUCGCCGAGGUACAAACAAAUGAACACGCAACGCAAACAAUAUGAUGACAAUGAAAAGAGUAACGCCUUUGUGACCCAGUCUAUCAACCCAGUGUAUUCAGAGGAUGAGAAUAAGCUUUAUGAUGCCAUAGUUUUCUUACAAAACAAUCCGUCAGCAUUAGUGCCAGUUCUUGCCGCACAUGCAAAGAGUGACGCUUACUUAGAAACGCUGGGACGUAUAACACCCCAUCUGAAAUCAGCCCAAGGGGAAAACCAACCAUUUGUACCGCGAUAUCUACAGGACAAGGCAACUAACACGGAAAAGGCAGUUUUACUGAACAAAUACACGUCAUUGUUGCAUAGAAGUAGUCCCAUUCUGAGACGAAGUAGUCCGUUAAGAACACGACCAAGUGGUGGCCCACUUACCAAUCGUGAAAGCCCUCUCCUUCAGGGAGAACACGCGGGGAAUAGUUCUUACCGGGCCUCCGCUCCUCUACCGCAUAUAGAAAAUAUAAACACUGAAAGGACGGACGACCGAACUCCCAGAGAUGGGCAGGCUGACAUACCCAAUGGCGCACAAUCGUUGAGGAACGACGGGAAUGUAGAAAAGAAUCUACACACCGGAACCGGAAAUUUAUCCAGCCCACGGCGGAACAAGCCGAAGCCUCUCACGGACCUUACCGACUCCGAACUGAAGGCGGCGCGCGAUAAAAUCAACCAUCGUCUUGGUAACAACGCAGACGAUAUCGACAUGUCAACGUCAGACGCCGCUGUAACGGACACGAAGUCAAAAGCAGACGACAAAAAAUCCAAGCCAGUGCCAAAGGCGAUGUUCCCGGCCUUUGACCCGGAUACUUAUAACCCGGAUGGUUCCCUGCGCACGGUUCAUCAGAUGCCAGAGUUCGACCAGCGCUGGGAACAAGCGGAGAAGGCUCGUUACAUCCGCACCAAGGACCUGCUAGAUAGAGAUCGGGAACUCUCGGUCAACGAAAUAUUUGACAAGGGCGAUCGCUCCGAGCAGACAAAGUCUUGACUCUCUCGUCGAUUGUGUAUAGACUGGUUUUCUUGUCAUUAUUUCUACUUUGUGUGAUUAAUAAAACAUGCCGUUUAAACCAUCUUCAA
Molecule: messenger RNA, 1827 nt
Organism: Mya arenaria
Lineage: Eukaryota; Metazoa; Mollusca; Bivalvia; Myida; Myidae
Exons: 3
Coding region: 482-1738 (418 amino acids)
Source: RefSeq, a predicted model, not a curated record